Molecule: messenger RNA, 4524 nt
Organism: Rhododendron vialii
Lineage: Eukaryota; Viridiplantae; Streptophyta; Magnoliopsida; Ericales; Ericaceae
Exons: 9
Coding region: 1-4524 (1507 amino acids)
Molecular function (GO): nucleic acid binding
Source: RefSeq, a predicted model, not a curated record
AUGGCUAAAACCCCUGAUGCGGCGUGGGACUAUUUUAAGGAGUUAUCUGAAAAAACUCAAAACUGGGAUUGCUCGGACCCUUCUGAAAAAAAUGUGGUUAAUCCGGUUCCGAGCAAUUCGGGUAAAUUUCAAUUGAAUGAGCAAAAUGAGCUAGCCCACAAGGUCGCCCAGCUUUCCCGCCAAAUUGAAACUUUACAACUCAACAAAGUUGCUGGGAUGGCCUCCGUGGCCAAGGCGGAGGAAAUUUGUGUGUUGUGUGAAAUUGCAGGUCAUGCUACGGGAGAUUGCCAAAUGCUCCUUGCUGUUAAGGAUAUUCUUAAAGGAACCGGGCAAGCGGAGGUCAAUGCCGUUAAUCAACGGUUUGACCCUUAUUCUCAAACUUUCAAUCCGGGGUGGAAGAUGCAUCCUAAUUUCCGGUGGAGCGAUUCUCAACCUCUCGGACCUCCACAACGAUCCAUGGAGGAUAUUAUGUCAUCUUUCAUGCAAAGCCAAACGUCCCUCAACGAGCAAACCACUCAAACGCUCGGGGAGAUCAAGAAUCAAAUGGCAAAGUUGACUAAUACGGUAGGGAUGCUCCAACAAGAAAAAGGGAAACUUCCGACUCAACCCCAAGCGAAUCCGCAAGGAACAAAUUAUGUGGCGAGCUCUUCGGUGCUUAGUCCCGAGCAAGCCAAGUCUAUUACAAUUUUGCGGAGUGGCAAGGAGAUUGACAAGGCCAUUCCUUCCAAGCCCAUCAAGCCUCCGCAAGUGCGAAUCAAUAUCCCGUUGGUAGAUGCGGUAAACCAAAUUCCUACUUAUGCCAAGUUUCUCAAAGACUUAUGCACUCAAAAGCGUAAGUUGAAUGUUCAAAAGAAGGUUUUCUUGACGGAACAAGUGAACGAUGUCAAACCCUCUCGCCAACCACAACGCCGGUUGAAUCCCAUAAUGAAAGAUGUGGUGAAGGCGGAGGUUUUGAAACUUUUAGAUGUGGGAAUUAUCUAUCCGAUUGCUGACAGUAAAUGGGUUAGUCCUAUCCAAGUGGUCCCCAAGAAAUCCGGUGUCACGGUGGUAUCCAACGCCAACAAUGAGUUAGUCCCUACUCGAGUCACCACCGGGUGGCGUGUAUGUAUUGACUAUCGGAAGCUUAAUGCUAGCACCCGGAAGGACCACUUCCCUCUUCCUUUCAUUGAUCAAAUCUUGGAGCGGGUUGCGGGACAUGCUUAUUAUUGCUUUUUGGAUGGAUACUCGGGAUAUAAUCAAAUUGAGGUCGCCUUGCCCGAUCAAGAAAAGACGACGUUCACUUGUCCUUUUGGGACGUUCGCUUAUCGACGCAUGCCAUUCGGCUUGUGUAAUGCGCCCGGAACCUUCUCACGGUGUAUGAUGGGCAUAUUUAGCGAUAUGAUUGAGAAGAUCCUCGAGGUAUUUAUGGAUGAUUUCUCGGUGUUCGGCGAUUCAUUUGACGCUUGCUUGGAAAAUUUGGAGAAGGUUUUGACAAGGUGUGAGGAGAAAAACUUGGUGCUCAAUUGGGAGAAAUGCCAUUUCAUGGUAACUCAUGGUAUCGUUUUGGGCCACAUUGUAUCAUCAAAGGGGAUCGAAGUCGACAAGGCCAAAAUUGAUCUUAUUGCCACCCUCCCGACCCCUAAAUGUGUCAAGGACAUCCGCUCUUUCCUCGGGCAUGCCGGUUUCUACCGGCGUUUUAUCAAAGAUUUUAGUGCAAUAUCUCGGCCGUUGUGCCACCUCCUUUCAAAGGAUGCUCCAUUUGAGUGGACUCCGGCCUGUGAAGAAGCGUUCAAGAAGUUGAAAUCAAGCCUCACUUCUCCCCCCAUUGUGCAAACGCCGGAUUGGAAUUUGCCCUUUGAACUCAUGUGUGAUGCUAGUGAUUAUGUGGUUGGGGCGGUUCUCGGGCAAAGGAAAGACAAAAAUCCAUACGUCAUCUAUUAUUCAAGCAAAACUUUAAACAAAGCUCAAAUGAAUUACUCCACCAUGGAAAAAAAGUUGCUUGCCGUCGUCUUUGCCUUAGACAAAUUCCGGUCAUAUUUGGUGGGGUCCCCUAAUAUUGUCUACACCGAUCAUGCCGCUUUAAAGUACCUUUUCCCGAAGCAAGACGCAAAAACACGGCUCAUUCGGUGGAUCUUAUUACUUCAAGAGUUCAAUAUCACGAUUAAGGAUAAGAAGGGGGUGGAAAAUGUGGUGGCGGAUCACUUAUCGUGCCUUGAAUUCGAGGACUCUUCCUCCAAGCUCCCAAUUGUUGAUACAUUUCCGGACGAACAACUUUUUUCCAUUUCGAGUUGCCCUUGGUAUGCCGAUAUAGUUAACUAUCUUGUCACCGGGCGAAUUCCGGAUCAUUGGACCCCACAAGAUCGGAGGUUUUUUCUUAGUGAGGUGAAAAGAUUCUUCUUUGAUGAUCCUUAUCUUUUCAAAUAUUGUUCGGACCAAAUUAUCCGGCGGUGUGUGCCCGAUGACGAAACCAACGGUCAAGCCGAACUUGCUAAUCGUGAGGUAAAGCACAUUUUGGAAAAAACAGUUAAUCCGAACCGGAAGGAUUGGUCACUUCGUUUGACCGAUGCCUUGUGGGCAUACCGGACCGCGUACAAGACCGUGUUAGGCGCUUCGCCCUAUCGGCUUGUCUACAGUAAGGCAUGUCACCUCCCCGUUGAGUUGGAACAUAAGGCAUAUUGGGCCAUAGAAUCUUUAAACUUUCGGUUGCCCGAUGCCGGCGCUCAUCGUAAACUCCAACUCGAUGAACUCGAGGAAAUCCGGUGGGAUGCGUAUGAUAACACCAACAUUUAUAAGUCAAAAGUCAAAGAAUUUCAUGAUAAGAAUAUUCAAAGAAAGAAUUUUGAAGUUGGGCAAAAAAUGUUGUUGUACAAUUCUAAACUCCAUGUUUUUCCCGGAAAAUUGCGAUCUCGUUGGGAGGGGCCCUAUGUUGUGCACCAAGUUUUUCCACAUGGUGCCAUUGAAGUCGUGAAUCCCGCAAAUGGUCAUAUUUUUAAAGUGAAUGGUCAACGUUUAAAACCGUUUUUGGAAAAUUUUGCGGUGGAGGACACGGUGGGGGAGUUAGUUGAUCCGGUUUAUCCGGAUGAUUCGUUGGCCCGGCCUCUUCGGGGGUACCCAUCAUUGACUUGGGUUAUAGCUUCGCACGCCGCUAUUCAAACAAGGGUGGUGCCCUUCGAAGCAUUUCCGUUGACGAACGGUGGCGAUGACAAAAAUCCUCCAACUUGGUCGAGCUGUGAUUUCGCUGUGGUAAUUUGGUUUUUGACUGGAAUUUCCGUUGAUUUUUGCUGCGAUUACGGUGGGAGGCUGAAAUUUUUGUUGAAAUCUGCUGGUUUCUGCUUUUUGGUGUUAUUUGCUGCAAUGGGUCGAUCAAAACUAAUGGCAGAUGGGAUUAAGUCUUACCGGGCAGACGGAACUAGAGUUCCAGGGUAUUGCAGGCCCGUAGACCCGGAGGUGGCUGCUGAAAGGGAAAUCGAACAGGAGGAGGCGGGGAGAAAGAGAAAAAGGGAUGAGGAGGAAGCUGAACGAAAGAAGUGGGGGUAUGGGCUAAAGGGCCGAAAAUUCACGUGCGAAAGACAAGUGGACAGUGCCAAGAUGGGGGCUCACCCUAUAAUUGAAGUCAUCAAUCAGAAUGGUUUACCUUUUUUCUUCUCAUCAAUUAAGGGCUAUAAACCCAAUCUAGUCGUGAAUUUUUAUGCAAACAUGGUUGUGUACAAAAGUGAGGAAAGGAUAGAGUCCCACAUCGGGAACAAGAAAGUAACCGUUAACCCCACAGUCAUAGCCAAGUAUUUGGGAAAUUAUCGUCGCCCUGAAGCCCACACUAUCACUUACCCAUCCGAUGGGUGGUCCAAGUCCGAAACUGAAAUUAUGAACACCCUCACGGACAAGUCACUGUUAAAGAAUAGGUAUGUUCAUGGGCGUUUGUUCGAGCUUUAUUGUGUGAUUAACAAGGUGGUGCACUUCAAUUUGUUCACCCAUGGUUCGGAGAAAAGGCCGCAUAAGUCGGACGGGGAAGUUCUUUAUGCUUUUGGCUCUGUGGAUGAGGUGGUUGAUUGGGCUCGGUGGAUUUGGUUAGAAAUGUUGAAAUUCAGGCAGCGUAGUACUUUUGGCGCCAAGGUCAAUAUUCCCUUCCCCACCAUGAUCACUGUAAUCUGCGAAAGCCAAGGAGUUCGUACCACUGAAAAAUUUACCCCUGGAUCCCCCGGUCCCAUUACAGGAGGUUCGGUGGAGAAGAGCAAAUCCAUGUCGAAGCCUCUGUUCUCAGCGGCAAGCAGCUCCCGCCCCAUCGCACCAAGAGGACCCGAAAGAAAUGAACAAUGGUUGAAGAUUUUGAUGUGCCGCUGUGACACAAUUCAGAAGGAACAGAGUGAGUUGAGGAAAGAAAUGGUGAAAGAGGUUAGGAGACGGAAGAAGAAGGAGGAUAAAAUGAUGAGAAUGUUGAAACAUAUGUCAAGUUGUGGUGUGGGGAGCUCUAGUGACCCCUAUGCCCCCACUCGAGAGGAUGAGGAGAACACCACAGAAGAGGAGGAGGAAGAGAUCAUAGCAGAUUAG